This is a messenger RNA of Dreissena polymorpha, 591 nucleotides long. RefSeq lists its product as uncharacterized. The transcript is spliced from 2 exons. Bases 62 to 541 code for a protein of 159 amino acids. Lineage: Eukaryota; Metazoa; Mollusca; Bivalvia; Myida; Dreissenidae. The record is from RefSeq and is a predicted model, not a curated record.
GCCUAGCAACGUCACGGCAUUAUAAGCCAACCCAUUACAUCAUCAACACCCGGAAUGUAAAAUGGCAAAACUAAAAAAUAAAAUUAAGAAAAAACUUUCGAGUACGAGGAAAGUGGUCCUCAAGAUGUUCGUCUGCAUGUGCUGCCCAACUUUAGUCACGAAAAUGGAGGUCGACGCAAACGAAUGCAACGAUGCCGAUGACCUUGUGGUGACUCGCGUUUAUAGGGCCGCCAGAUUCACCAACGCCGUCGCUGCCGAAAGGAUGCGCGUCCAGGGCUCAAAAAGCGCGACCCUUGCAGAGUCGCAAACUGCCGCCGGAACUAGCAGACGCCAGAAAAAUCUGCACGAAAAAACGCGGAGACCAGCUUCACCGAGAACGUCCGCAAUAUCAAGGGAGCGAAUCUCGUCGUGGAAUCGUGACUCCGAGAAUUUUGUUAUUCCACGGAGCCCGGAAGAAAACGACACCGGAAGCGAGAAGGGCGCCUACGGAGACACCAGCCUUGACUUGACAACAUUGCAGGCGUAUUUGAAUUGGAUAUAAUUGUUUGAAUGUAUGUUUGUUUGUUUCUAUGUAAUAAAUAAUUGUGUUUA